Messenger RNA from Erinaceus europaeus (western European hedgehog), 5050 nucleotides. It is a transcript of the gene KL, whose product is annotated as klotho. Gene Ontology annotation, biological process: carbohydrate metabolic process. Bases 12 to 3050 code for a protein of 1012 amino acids. Gene Ontology annotation, molecular function: hydrolase activity, hydrolyzing O-glycosyl compounds. The transcript has 5 exons. Lineage: Eukaryota; Metazoa; Chordata; Mammalia; Eulipotyphla; Erinaceidae. The record is from RefSeq and is a predicted model, not a curated record.
UCCCGCACAGCAUGCCCGCCAGCGCCCCGCCGCGCCGCCCGCGGCCCCCGCUCGGGCUCCCGCCGCUGCUUCUGCUGCUGCUGGUCCUGGGCCGCCGCCUGCGCGCAGAGCCCGGGGACGGGGCGCAGACCUGGACCCGCUUCGCGCGGCCGCCGCCCCCCGAGGCCGCGGGGCUCCCGCACCGCACCUUCCCCGACGGCUUCUUCUGGGCGGCGGGCAGCGCCGCCUACCAGACGGAGGGCGGCUGGCGGCAGCACGGCAAGGCCGCGUCCAUCUGGGACACCUUCACCCACCGCCCCCCGGCGCCCCUGGGGGACUCCCCGGCCGCCGCCGGACAGCCGUCGGGCGCCCCGCCGCCCUUCUCGCCCGCCACCGGGGACGUGGCCGCCGACGGCUACAACCACGUUUUCCGCGACACGGAGGGGCUGCGGGAGCUGGGGGUCACCCACUACCGCUUCUCCAUCUCGUGGGCGCGGGUGCUCCCCAAUGGCAGCGCGGGCGCCCCCAACCGCGAGGGGCUGCGCUACUACAGGCGCCUGCUGGAGCGGCUGCGGGAGCUGGGCGUGUGGCCCGUGGUCACCCUGUACCACUGGGACCUGCCCCAGAGCCUGCAGGACGCCCUCGGCGGCUGGGCGCACCCCGGCCUGGCCGACCACUUCAGGGACUACGCCGAGCUCUGCUUCCGCCACUUCGGCGGCCAGGUCAAGCACUGGAUCACCAUCGACAACCCCUACGUGGUGGCCUGGCACGGCUAUGUCACUGGGCGCCUGGCCCCAGGGGUCCGGGGCAGCCCGCGACUCGGGUACCUGGUGGCGCACAACCUGCUCCUGGCUCAUGCCAAAGUCUGGCAUCUCUACAACACUUCUUUUCGUCCAAGCCAGGGAGGCCAGGUGUCCAUUGCCCUGAGCUCCCACUGGAUCACUCCUCGAAGAAUGACAGACCACAGCCUCAGGGAAUGUCAAAAAUCUCUUGACUUUGUACUCGGCUGGUUUGCCAAACCCAUAUUUAUUGAUGGUGACUAUCCCGAGAGUAUGAAAAAUAAUCUUUCUUCUCUCCUGCCGGAUUUUACUGAAUCUGAGAAGCAGUUCAUCAAGGGAACAGCUGACUUUUUUGCUCUUUCCUUUGGGCCGACCUUGAGUUUUCAGCUCCUGGAUCCUCACAUGAAGUUUCGCCAGCUAGAAUCCCCCAGCCUGAGGCAGCUCCUUUCCUGGAUUGACCUUGAAUAUAACCACCCUCAAAUAUUUAUUGUGGAGAAUGGCUGGUUUGUUUCAGGGACCACCAAGAUAGAUGAUGCCAAAUAUAUGUAUUACCUCAAAAAGUUCAUAAUGGAAACCUUAAAAGCCAUCAGGUUGGAUGGGGUGGAUGUCAUUGGCUACACAGCAUGGUCCCUCAUGGAUGGCUUUGAGUGGCAUAGAGGCUACAGCAUCAGGCGUGGGCUGUUCUAUGUCGACUUUCUCAGCCAGGAUAAGAAGUUGCUGCCGAAAUCUUCUGCCUUGUUCUACCAAAAGCUGAUAGAGAAAAAUGGCUUCCCUCCUUUGCCUGAAAACCAACCCUUAGAAGGGACAUUUUCCUGUGACUUUGCUUGGGGCAUUGUUGACAACUACAUUCAAGUGGAUACCACUUUGUCUCAGUUUAACGACCCCAACGUCUACCUGUGGGAUGUCCACAACAGCAAGAGGCUCAUCAAACUGGACGGAGUCACGGCCAAGAAGAGGAAGCCCUACUGCGUGGACUUUGCAGCCAUCCGGCCGCAGAUCGCCCUGCUGCGGGACAUGCACGUGUCGCACUUCCACUUCUCCCUGGACUGGGCGCUGCUCCUCCCGCUGGGCAACCAGUCCCAGGUCAACCACACGGCGCUGCACUACUACCGCUGCUUGGCCAGCGAGCUGGUGCGCGCCAACAUCACCCCGGUGGCGGCGUUGUGGCGACCUGCGGGCCUGCACCACGGCCUGCCGCAGCCCCUGGCCAAGCACGGCGCCUGGGAGAACCCGCACACCGCGCUGGCCUUCGCCGACUACGCGGGCCUGUGCUUCCGCGACCUGGGCGGCCACGUUAAAUUCUGGAUCACGGUGAGCGAGCCGAGCACCAGGAACAUGACCUAUAGCGCCGGCCACAACCUGCUGAGGGCGCACGCCCUGGCCUGGCGCCUGUAUGACCACAAGUUCCGGGCCGCUCAGAAAGGGCAGAUUUCCAUCGCCCUGCAGGCCGACUGGAUUGAGCCCGCCUGCCCUUUCUCCCAGAAGGACAGAGAAGUGGCCGAGAGGGUUCUGGAAUUUGACAUUGGCUGGCUGGCUGAGCCCAUUUUCGGCUCUGGAGAUUAUCCACCUGUGAUGAGGGAGUGGUUGAACCAGAAGAACAACUUUCUCCUUCCAUAUUUCACUGAAGAGGAUAAGAAGCUAAUCCAGGGUUCCUUUGACUUUUUGGCUUUCAGCCACUACACCACCAUCUUGGUGGACUGGGAGAAAGAGGAUCCCAUGAAAUACAACGAUUACCUGGAAGUGCAGGAAAUGACAGACAUCACCUGGCUCAACUCGCCAAGUCAGGUGGCCAUUGUGCCCUGGGGCUUACGCAAAGUACUCAACUGGCUGAAGGUGAAGUAUGGGAACCUCCCCAUGUACAUAAUAGCCAACGGCAUAGAUGAUGAUCCCCUGGCAGCCCAGGACAAGCUGAGGGUGUAUUAUAUGCAGAACUAUGUAAAUGAAGCUUUGAAAGCCUACAUAUUGGAUGGUAUCAAUCUUUGUGGCUACUUUGCUUAUUCAUUUAAUGAUCGCACAGCCCCGAAGUUUGGCCUCUAUCGGUAUGCUGCAAAUCAGUUUGAGCCCAAACCAUCUAUGAAGCAUUAUAGGAAAAUUAUUGACAACAAUGGCUUUCCAGGCCCUGAAACUCUGGGGAAAUUUUGUCCAGAAGAAUUCACCCUGUGCACUGACUGCAGCUUUUUUCAUACCCGGAAGUCUUUGCUGGCUUUCAUAGCUUUUCUACUAUUGACAUUUAUUGUUUCUCUUUCUCUGAUUUUACACUACUCUAAGAAAGGCAGAAGACGUUACAAAUAAUCCUAAACUAUUUCCUGUUGAUUUAUUUUUGUAAUAAUUCUGCACACAUCUCAGUUGUUAACCAUUUGUAUUGCUCAGUAUUGUGAAGCUACAAAUUUCAUUGAUCUGACUUUUGGAAAAACCUUUCCUUGGCAUGUGAUAGAGCUUUGGAAAUGAGCAACGGUGAUUGUCAAAUGGUGAAAUAAUUUAGGCAAGUGGUGCCUAAAUUAUUUCUUUUUGUUGUUCUCCUUCUCCUUCCUUAUCUUUUCUUUGUCUCCUUCUUUGUAGUGGUGACUAAAAAACAGAGGGCUCAUGAUUUCUGCAACAUACUCUAACAAAAAUGGGAGAAAAAAGAACGAUAUCAAUGUAACUUUUUUUUUUUUUUUUUACUGAAGUUGAAUAACAAGAUUAGGAAUCUUUUUAUUUUUCCCAUUCCUAAUGUAAUGGUUAUCUUAAAAUAAUAAUCAAAAGUGUUGGGAUAAUGUUAAGUCUCAAGUAACCAACUCUCACUGCCAUAGUAAUGACCAAUCACCAUUCUGUCAAACCAAAUUUCCCAUGAGAAAAAAGUUGGCAUAAUAUAAGAGAUGACAAAGGACCCUAGGCCAGAAUGUUCUUUUUAUUUUUUAUUUUUAGGCAGUGUUUCUGUCAACUGCUGCUAAUAUUAACUUACCCAUCUAGCCAUGUACUUAGUAUAGCAAAUUACAGAACUUUUUAUCUUACUUUAACUUUCUAUCUUUGAUUUUCAAAUUUGUAAAUUCUAGGCAUUGGAGCCAUUGCAUCUUGUUAGAGGUCAGCACAUAAGAGACUUUCCCUAAAUAUUUGCAGAAAAAUGACAAUGAAUCAUAAGAUACUGGAUUCUUCAGGAAACAUAAAGCAAUUAGGUAAUGCAUUAUGCUUCUGUAGCCCUAAAGGAGAAAAGGAGGAAAAAGUGCUUAUUAGAAGGAACAUUAUGAUUAAUAUGGUGAUAAACCCUUUUAUUUUGGAGCAGACCUUGAAAUGAAUGAGAUGUCCUUUCUUGAGAAACUAAGAACAAAAUAAUAACUCAUCCUAUAAAAUGACUUCACUUUUUGUCCAUAGUAAUAUGCUGUAAUUUCUCUGAGUUGAUAGCUAAAAAAAAAAAAAAAUUCUUAAUAUGUUCAAAGCAUUUGGUUGAAUAACACUGGAAGUUUUGUUUUCGUAACCACUGAGGUCCAUUUUAUGUUUUUGCUGCUACUGCUUUGGAACUAGCUUUGAACUAAUUUUGCUUUGAAAUUUUGCACUGAAACAUGUUACUGAUUUCAAGCAAGGGCUAAUUAGGUCUUAUCCUUUAAUGUCCCUUAAAUCUUUUUUUUUUUUUCCAGACUGGGAAGUCUUCUAUUACACUGGCAUUGAAACUGAUUCUAAUGUUUGUUUUAUAGAUAAGCCAAUAUCAUAUCCAGUAUAACUGAUCUCAGUAAUGCAGAAUUUUAGUGUAUAAUGACAUACUGUACUGUAUUAUCUAUCAUCUUUAGAGAUGGUAUGAUUUUUUUCCAUAAAAGACAUACUUUUGGUGGUAUUCUUUUAGAAAUCGACAUUAUUAUUAAAAUUGAAAACUAGAGAGUUUAUUUUAUGAAUAUAUUUUUUUCUGAUUGAAAGAGUAAUAUAUGUUCAUUGUAAAAAGUUUUUGAACAUAGAAGCUAUAUGUAAAUAAAAGAGUACGUGUUAUUUCAUUAUCUAAGUUAAUGACUAUUAACAUAGCCUCUGUAUUUUAACUCACAGAAUCAGAUCAUAUUGUAGAUAAUUAUGUAUCUUUAUUAGUUAUUAUUGUGUACAUUUCCUUAGCCAUCAGUCUAAAGUCAUGAUUUGUAGUAGUUGUAAUUAUACUACUAAAGAAUAUAUCACAGCAUUCUUAGUCAUUCCUAUUUUUUGAAUUAGUUUCUUGUUAUGAGUUACUAUUUAAUAAUGAAUGAUGUUUGAAAAUUAUUUUCUUGCAACUGUAUUUGACUUCUUUGAAUGUAGAGAGAAGUAAUUUUACUUCUUAAUAAAGUGUUAUAUUAAAUCUA